AUGUCUGGAAGACAAGGAGGGAAAGCAAAGCGAGAAACCGUUGCCUUCCUACUGAGUACUAACACCCCAGCGCUGAAGGCUCCAAAGAAGAAGGCCCAGGAUCUGGACGAGGCCGACAUUGCUUUCAAGGAGAAGCAAAAACAGGCCGAGAAAGCACGCAAGGAGCUCGCGGCCAAGGCUUCCGGUAAAGGACCCCUUGUCGGUGGUGGCAUCAAGAAGAGCGGUAAGAAAUGA
Ogataea angusta is the source of this 234-nucleotide messenger RNA. RefSeq lists its product as uncharacterized. The transcript is spliced from 2 exons. Lineage: Eukaryota; Fungi; Ascomycota; Pichiomycetes; Pichiales; Pichiaceae. The record is from RefSeq and is a predicted model, not a curated record. The coding region runs from base 1 to 234 and encodes 77 amino acids.